Messenger RNA from Stylonychia lemnae, 957 nucleotides. NCBI's taxonomy places the organism in Eukaryota, Ciliophora, Spirotrichea, Sporadotrichida, Oxytrichidae. The record is from the annotation of a GenBank genome assembly.
AUGCAAAAUUUUAAAGAAAAUCAAGUCCCAAGAACCUUAAGGGAUAAAUUUAAGUAUGAACGCGACUUAGGCUCAGGAACUUUCGGGGUUGUCUGCAAAUACUAAAAAGAUGGAAAAGCUUAUGCAAUUAAAUUUGAACAAACAAACAACUCUUCUUCGACUAAUAACGAAAAAAAAGUUCUCAAAGAUAUAAUUAAUAAGAAUGCACUAAUCUCUGAUCCAAAUUUGAGAGUUAAUGUGCCAUUCUUAUAUGAAGAUGGCAUGGUUAGAGCUGAAAAUAAUUCUCAGAUAUCCUUCAACUUCCUUAUCUUAGAUUUCUUCGAGAAAAAUAUUUAUCAGGCAAAUGAAAUUUUAACUAAAGGCUAGUUGGCUGUUUAAAUGUUCAAGCAGCUUGAAAAUCUUCACAGAAUGGGAUAUGUUCACCGAGAUGUGAAGUUAGACAAUUUUAUGAUCCAUAACAAGGAAGUUUACCUUAUUGAUUUUGGUUCUUCAAAAACAUACAGAACUGUAAAAUAGGAUGGCUCUUAAAAUCAUAUUCCAUUGUAAACUUAAUGUAAAUUUGAGGGAACUCCAUAUACCGCAUCUCUAAAUUCACAUAGAGGUAUUGAGGUAUCAAGAGUUGAUGAUCUCAUAUCAGUUGUUUAUUCCCUCCUUUGGCUUUGGGAAGAUAACCUUUCUUGGAAAGAUGCUUUGAAUUAACAGAGGGAUUAGCCAUUAUAAUCAAAUGAGCAAAUUGCUCUGUGUUAUAAACACAAAUUGAAGCUUCGAUCUUUUCAUCUUGUAAAAUACGAAAGCUAAAUACUGUUCUAAAUUUUGAAGUACUACCUAGAUAAAAUGCAAGAUCUAUAGUAUGAAGAAAUAGACAUUGACUACGAAUUCAUUUACCAUUGUGUCGCUUAAAUCGAUAAAAUCAAUAAUGAGAGUGAUUUAAUAACAUUAUUGAACAAGAUAAAAUGA